This is a messenger RNA of Rhinopithecus roxellana (golden snub-nosed monkey), 863 nucleotides long. Its product is annotated as CD209 antigen-like protein 2. The record is from RefSeq and is a predicted model, not a curated record. The transcript has 6 exons. Bases 74 to 850 code for a protein of 258 amino acids. Lineage: Eukaryota; Metazoa; Chordata; Mammalia; Primates; Cercopithecidae.
UGAGAAUCGCGGGGUGGGAAAUAAGCAUUGUGGUCCCCAGAAGUUCUGGAAAUUGUAGGACGGUGGGGGUAACAUGAGUGACUCCAAGGAACCGAGGGCACAGCCGCUGGGCCUCCUGGAAGAGGAAGAGCUGAUAACUAGCGGUAUGAAUUUUUUUCCAAGAGACUUUGGAUUCCGGCAGACUCGAGGCUACAAGAGCUUAGCAGUCUCCAAGAACCCCAGCUCCCAGAGGCUGGAGCAGUCCAAGCAGGAUGAGAUCUCCCAGGACCUGUCCCAGCUGAAGGCUGCUGUGGAACGCCUGUGCCGCCCCUGUCCCUGGGAAUGGACAUUCUUCCAAGGAAACUGUUAUUUCAUGUCGAACUCCCAGCGGAACUGGCACGACUCCAUCACUGCCUGCCAGGAAGUGGGGGCCCAGCUCGUCAUCAUCAAAAGUGCUGAGGAGCAGAACUUCCUACAGCUGCAGUCUUCCAGAAGUAACCGCUUCACCUGGAUGGGACUUUCAGACCUAAAUCAGGAAGGCACGUGGCAAUGGGUGGACGACUCACCGCUGUCAACCAGAGUUUUUGGAUUGCCAUGUGUAGCUGCUGUGUCCCCUGAGGCUUUAUCUCAUCCGUGCCAACUACCAUCUGCUCAAUUUCUGUCUACCAGCCCCUGCACCCCUUUGACUGGGGACUUACUGGUUGCCAGAGUUCGUCCUGCAGGCUGGAAGCACCAGGGAAUUCAUUCUCCCAGUCAACCAAUGGCACCUAGAGAAGGCAUGGAGGCUGGAUGCAACCACUUCCACCCCCACAUCCUCCUUUCUUUUAUGCAUCUCUUCCAUUUGGCUGUUUCUGAAUUGUAUCUUUUAUAAUAAACUGGUAAAC